Messenger RNA from Heterocephalus glaber (naked mole-rat), 1563 nucleotides. The record is from RefSeq and is a predicted model, not a curated record. Lineage: Eukaryota; Metazoa; Chordata; Mammalia; Rodentia; Bathyergidae.
AUGACCCAGCGAUCAUCUGUCACCAUCAAGUCGGGGGGCACUCAGAACUUCAGCACUUCCUCAGCCAGCCUUCUCCCAGGAUGUUGACCCAAUUUCAGCUCUGUCUCUGUGCCCCAGAGCAGGAAGAGCAUUGGAGGUGGUUUAAGGGGAGGCUUUGGGACCAGAAGCCUCCAGGGCUUUGGGGGCAGCAAAAGAAUCUCCAUCAAUGGGGGUUACCACUCUAGUCGGAGAAACUUUGGGGGUGCUAGCUGUGGGCUAGGUAUUGGUGGCAUAGGGUACAGAGCAGGGGAAGCCUUUGGUGGAUAUGGAUUUGGAGGCGGAAUGGUCCCUGGAGCUGAGGGCAUCCAUGAGGUCACUGUCAACCAGAGUCUCCUGACACCCCUGCAUCUGACCCUCAACAACAAGUUUGCUUCCUUUAUCGACAAGGUGUGCUUCCUGGAGCAGCAGAACAAAGUCCUGGAGACCAAGUGGAGCCUCCUCCAAGACCAAAAAACUGCCAGGGCCAAUCUCGAGCCCAUCUUUGAAGUCUACAUCAACAACCUGAGACGACAGCUAGACUGCCUGGGAGGAGAGCGGGGCUGACUGGAGAUGGAGCUGAAGAACAUGCAGGAUGUGGUGGAGGACUUCAAGAGCAAGUAUGAGGAGGAAAUCAACAGGCACACAGCAGCCGAGAACGAGUUUGUAGUACUCAAGAAGGACAUGGAUGCCGGCUACAUGAACAAGGUGGAGCUGGAGGCCAAGGUAGACGCCCUGAUGGAUGAGAUCAACUUCCUGAGAGCUUUCUACAAGGCGGAGCUGGCUCAGCUUCAGGCUCAGAUCUCCAAGACCUCUGUGGUGCUGUCCAUGGACAACAACCACAGACUGGACCUGGACAGCGUCAUCGCUGAGGUCAAAGCCCAGUAUGAGGAGAUCGCCAACGGCAGCUGGGCUGAGGCUGAAUCCUGGUACCAGACCAAGUAUGAGGAGUUGCAGUGGUCCGCUGGCCAGCACGGGGAUGACCUCCGCACCACCAGGAUGGAGAUCUCUGAGCUGAACCGCGCCAUGCAGAGGCUGAGCUCGGAGAUUGACAACCUGAAGAAGCAAUGCACCACACUCCAGGCCACCAUCGCUGAUGCUGAGGAGCACGGGGAGCUGGCCCUCAAGGAUGCCAGGAACAAACUGGCAGGGCUGGAGGAUGCCCUGCAGAAGGCCAAGCAGGACAUGGCCAGGCUGCUGCGUGAGUACCAGGAGCUCAUGAACGUCAAGCUGGCCCUGGACAUCAAGAUCGCCACCUACUGCAAGCUGCUGGAGGGUGAGGAGCACAGGUGAGCCAUUUCUUGUGCUCACACUGGUGAAGGCGUUGGAUCAGUUAACAUCUCUGUGGUUUCUUCCUCUGGUGGCACAGGCUACAGUGGAGGCAGCGGCUUCUGUGUGGGUGGGGGUGGCUACAGUGGUGGCCUCUGCUACAGCGCCACUGGGGACAGCAGCUUCAGUUCUACCAGUGGCCACAGCCUCAGCAGCACCAGCUCCAGCAUGCACAUCAUCUCCAAGACAUCGUCCACCAAGAAGAGCUGCAGGAGCUAA